Messenger RNA from Rhizopus microsporus ATCC 52813, 717 nucleotides. Its product is annotated as APAF1-interacting protein. The transcript has 4 exons. The record is from RefSeq and is a predicted model, not a curated record. Gene Ontology annotation, molecular function: metal ion binding; methylthioribulose 1-phosphate dehydratase activity. Bases 1 to 717 code for a protein of 238 amino acids. Lineage: Eukaryota; Fungi; Mucoromycota; Mucoromycetes; Mucorales; Rhizopodaceae. Gene Ontology annotation, cellular component: cytoplasm.
AUGUCUGUUAAAGAAGUAGUGACCACAUCUGUUGAAUUAUGUCAGAGUGAAGAUCCUCAUCACCCUGCCAACCUUAUUCCUGAAUUAUGUAGGUUAUUUUACAAUUUGGGUUGGGUCACUGGAACUGGAGGUGGUAUCAGUAUUAGAAAAGGAGAUAAGGUCUACAUCGCACCUUCAGGUGUUCAAAAAGAACGCAUGGAGCCCCAAGAUUUAUUUGUAAUGACCUUACAAGAUCGUACACUUUUAAGAAAACCCUUGACAUAUAAGCCUUCUGCUUGUACACCUCUAUUUUACAACGCUUACACCAUGCGCGAUGCAGGCGCCUGUAUUCAUACACACUCCCAGAAUGCCGUCAUGGCAACAUUGUUGUACCCUGGCAAAACGUUUGAGAUAUCUCAUCAAGAAAUGAUUAAAGGUAUUCGUAUUGGCUCAACAACACAGAACUUGCGCUAUUUUGAUAAGCUAGUCGUGCCUAUUGUUGAAAAUACACCUGAAGAAGAAGAUUUGACGGAUAGAAUGGCAGCCGCUAUGAGAGAGUAUCCCAAUACAAAUGCUGUCCUCGUACGUCGUCAUGGUGUUUAUGUCUGGGGAGAAUCUUGGGAAAAGGCAAAGACAAUGACUGAAUGCUAUGAUUAUCUCUUUGAGAUUGCGGUCAAGAUGAAAUCUAUCGGUAUUGAUCCCGCAAAAAAGCCAGAAGGGGAACCUGAUUAUGAAUAA